Molecule: messenger RNA, 2184 nt
Organism: Penicillium canariense
Lineage: Eukaryota; Fungi; Ascomycota; Eurotiomycetes; Eurotiales; Aspergillaceae
Product: VPS9 domain-containing protein
Exons: 2
Coding region: 1-2184 (727 amino acids)
Biological process (GO): vesicle-mediated transport
Cellular component (GO): endocytic vesicle; cytosol
Molecular function (GO): guanyl-nucleotide exchange factor activity; small GTPase binding
Source: RefSeq, a predicted model, not a curated record
AUGUCCGGCCCCUCCGACGAGGACGCUGGCCAACCUCACUUGUAUUCGACCGGCUCGUUCACCAGAAUGGGUAGUUCAGACGCCCAGGCUUCCGUAACGGCCAAGCAGAUAGCCGAUCAGGCCGACGCCAACCACCAGUCGCUGUCGUUGUUAACGCCUGAUAGCGAGAAGCAAGAACAUGGCCCUGAUGUGUUUGAAAGACGAGGUUCUGCAGAUUCUGGUACCGGCGGAGAUGCGCAAGGUGACGAGGGUUAUGUCCUCUCAAGGAGCGUGCAGGAUCCCUCGGAAGAGCUCCCCAUCGAGCUCAUUAGCUUGACGGAUCGCUUCAUCAACUCUUUGAGCGCCAGAGUGCAUAACUCCCCUCCCACGAUCGAUAAAAUCUCCUCCAUGUUCCAAGUUUUCUACAGCCGUGCCGAGUCUCAUAUAUCCACUCAUAUAUCCGCGCUUGCAUCCCGCAUAAACCGUGAUUCGCGACCGCAGGUGCAGACGAAGCCAAGAGGAAGUGCGCUGUCGGUUCUGGCUAGCAAACGCUCCCAGGACGAUGUUCGACAAGGCAGUGGGGGCCGCCAGAUGAUGACUGCGGAGGAGGUCGCUGAGAGACGCAAAGCACGCAAGGCCCUUGAGUACAAGCGCGUUGCAUUGGAAGAGGCCGCGGAACGGCGAGUAUGUGAACUUGUCUAUGACAAGAUUUGGAGACACAAGAGCACUUUAGAUGAUGUUCGGGAUGAGAAAUUGCGUUCCAAGACUGCAGCCCUGCUGCUCGUGGGCAUCGACCUGAAGGAUUUGGGCAUUGACAUUGAUUUCACAACGAUCGCGGAAGAGAAGCAGCAAGAGGCGAACGACUGCCUUGCUCAAGCUCGUGAGUACCUUGCAAAAAUGAACGACCAAAAAUACCCUCUUGGCAAACUGCAACAACUAGCUGCCGCCCACAAAGCCAUUGUGGACGCCCUAACAAAACUCUUACCUUCAUCAUCAUCUGCGGACGAGAUUCUUCCUACUUUGAUUUACUCUCUUGUCACCUGUCCGCCCGAGGGAAUCAACAUCAUCAGCAAUUUGCUCUUUAUCCAACGGUUUAGAUCGUCCAACAAGGUCGAUGGGGAAACCGCAUACUGCUUGACCAACCUGGAAGCCGCUAUCAGCUUCCUGGAGAAUGUUGAGUUAUCUAGUCUGCGGGCCGAUGAAAUGCAGGAGGGACCUGUCAAUACUCCCAGUGAGAGCGCAACUCCAUCAUCAGAACGAGUCGAUCCUUUCCGGCCAACAAAAGAGAUCACAACCCCGGCGGUAACGACGGUGUCUGCAUCAACUGAAAUCGCGAAGCCUGAAAGCAAAGAGCCGACCCUCUCUACAUUGCCUCGGCUUCGUCCGUCCCCAACUCCGCAGCAACGCCGCUUGAGCAACCUCUUCCAGCCCCCAGCCAAGGUUCUGGAAGCUGCCAAUGAUGCUGUCCGUAGCACCGCAGACCAAAGUUUGAAGAACAUCAGCGCUUCUUUGGAUAACAGCUUCAACUUUCUAUUCGGCCGUCUCAAGGAAUUACAAAAUAACCAAGGACCUAAUGCAGACGGGAAUGGGCCCGUUCUACCAAAAACAUUGGCCGAAGCUCGCAGAUUAGUCGCCAACCCACCAGCCAACAAACAAAACCUGACCUCAGAAGAGAUCGAGUCACUCGAUUCUUUUUCCAAUGAAGAAACGGCGCGCCACCCUACAAGGACUACAAGCCUUGCCAGCGGAAGCCGGACACCGCGUGACCGCAGCACCGACAGUGCAAGGACCCAAGCGAGCAGCAAAAUGUCCAUUGCCAAUUCGUUGCGAGACGAAGCUGCCCAAUCGCCGGCCGCAGCUACCAGUCCCAAUCCCCUAGAGUCCAUGCGAAACUUCGGCAACUCGCUCAAUCCUCUCAAUCACAUCCCGGGAAUGAUAAAGAACUUCGGCCGCAAUGUGCCCGAGACCCCUGGUGCUCGAGCAAUUUCUCCUGCAGCAAUGGACCGUUUGAAGCUAUCGCCAGCCUCGACGGAUGGCGCCCCGAGCCCGCUGCCCUCAUCUUCCUCGAAAGACGACCCUCCCAUCCAGCGCUUCCUUGAAACUCAAGAUGCGCGGGAUCUCCGCCUUGGAGACGUCGCUGUUCUGCUCGAAGACUAUAAAAGGUUGGCUGCGGCACUUGCAAAAGCUACCGGGGGAUCUCGCUGA